Molecule: messenger RNA, 3798 nt
Organism: Trifolium pratense (red clover)
Lineage: Eukaryota; Viridiplantae; Streptophyta; Magnoliopsida; Fabales; Fabaceae
Product: pentatricopeptide repeat-containing protein At1g52620
Exons: 1
Coding region: 187-2646 (819 amino acids)
Molecular function (GO): protein binding
Source: RefSeq, a predicted model, not a curated record
UUAUGCUCAAACCAAACCGCACCGCGAACACCCUACUACAAAUUAUGCUGCUUCAUUCAUGCACGGACAUGGAGGUUAUUUUCCUCUUUCCCACCAAAACAGAGAAUUAACAAGACAAAAUGUGACUUCAACUCUUCGCGUUUAAUAUUAACACUCUCAAGUCUCACUGAACCUUGCAGAAACCCAAUGUCAAAGUCCGUUCUCUCUCGAAUCAAACCUCAUCACCUCCCAAAACCUUCACCAUCUUCCUCUUUACCCCCACGCAUCAAAAACCUCGUCAUCGACGUCAUCCAUAUCCUCAAAACCCAUCAAUGGCAAGAUUCUCUUCAAUCCCGUUUCGCCGAAUCCGAUAUCAUCGUUUCCGACGUUGCCCAUUUGGUCAUUGAUCGAAUCCACAACCCUGAACAUGGUUUAAAGUUCUUUAACUGGGCUUCCACAUUACCCUUUUCUACUCCUCUCAAUGGUGUUGCUUAUUCUUCUCUUCUCAACCUCAUGGCAAAGUACAGAGUAUUUUCACAGGUUGAAAUGGUGUUAAACAAUAUGAAAGAUCAAAACUUGAAACCUACUCUUGAAGCAUUGAAUAAUGUUAUUUGUGUUUAUGGUGAAUAUGGGUUGGUUAAUAGAGCACUUGAGAUUUUUCAUAUGGUUUGUGAAUUGUAUAAUUGUUUUCCAUGUGUUGUUGCUAAUAAUUCAUUGCUUAAUUGUUUAGUGAAAAAUGGGAAAGUUGAUGUUGCAUGUCAACUGUAUGAUAAAAUGCUUCAGAAGGGUGACGAGGAUGGUGUCGAUGUUGUUGUUGAUAAUUAUAGUACUUCUAUAGUGGUGAAGGGUUUGUGUGAUCUUGGGAAGGUUGAGGAAGGUAGGAGAUUGAUUAAUGAUAGAUGGGGGAGAGGUUGUGUUCCACAUGUAGUGUUUUAUAAUGUCAUCAUUGAUGGGUAUUGCAAGAUGGGUAAUCUCAAAGGUGCUACGAGAGUUUUCGAGGAACUGAAAUUGAGAGGGUUUUUGCCGACAUUAGAAACUUAUGGUGCUUUGAUUGAUGGAUUUUGUAAGGCUGGGAAGUUUCAAGUAGUUGAUCAGCUUCUGAAAGAAAUGAAUGUGAUGGGAUUGAAGGUUAAUGUACAAGUGUUUAAUAUUAUUAUUGAUGCUCAAUACAAGCAUGGUUUGGUUGAAGAAGCUGCUGAGACGAUGAGAAGGAUGACUGAGAUGGUUUGUGAGCCAGAUAUUACAACUUAUAAUAUUCUGAUUAAUUUUUCAUGUAGUAAUGGAAGGAUUAAAGAAGCUGAAGAGUUCAUAGAGAGGGUGAAAGAAAGGAGAUUGCUGCCUAAUAAGUAUAGUUAUACACCUCUCAUGCAUGCUUACUGUAAACAAGGGGAUUAUGUUAGGGCAUCAGAUAUGCUUUUUAAGAUUGCUGAAACAGGAGAUAAACCGGACUUGGUUUCGUAUGGAGCUUUUAUCCAUGGAAUUAUUGCUGUUGGGGAAAUCGAUGUUGCACUGAUGGUCCGGGAGAAAAUGAUAGAGAAGGGUGUAUUUCCUGAUGCUCAGAUUUACAAUGUUUUGAUGAGUGGUCUCUGCAAGAAAGGAAAAUUUCCUGAUGCCAAACUACUAGUUUCAGAAAUGCUUGACCGAAAUUUACAGCCUGAUGAAUAUGUUUAUGCUACCCUGAUAGACGGGUUUAUUAGAAAUAAUGAACUUGACAAGGCAACACAGCUUUUUGAAGUCGUAAUGAGUAAGGGUAUAGACCCUGGCAUUGUGGGGUAUAAUGUCAUGAUUAAGGGUUUAUGUAAAUUCGGAAAGAUGACUGAUGCUGUAUCAUACUUAAAUAAGAUGAAAAUUGUGCAUCAUUCCCCUGAUGAAUACACUUAUUCCACUGUUAUAGAUGGAUAUGUAAAGCAACAUGACUUAGAUAGUGCACUCAAGAUGUUUGGACAGAUGAUGAAACAGAAAUACAAACCAAAUGUGGUUGCCUACACCUCCUUGAUCAAUGGAUUCUGCAAGAUAGCAGAUAUGAGCAGAGCUGAAAAAGUCUUCAGAGGGAUGCAAUCUCUUAAUUUGGAGCCUAAUGUUGUCACAUACACUACACUUAUCGGUGGUUUUUGCAAGGCCUGUAAAAUCGAAAAAGCAGCAUCCUUUUUUGAGUUAAUGCUGAUGAGAAACUGCCUUCCAAAUGAUACUACAUUCCAUUACCUCAUAAAUGGUUUAACAAAUAUUACAGACAGUACACAUCUUAUCAGAAAAAACAAGGACAGAUCCUUGAUUUUGGAUUUCUUUGUAACGAUGAUAUCAGAAGGAUGGAGUCAAGUGAUUGCCGCAUAUAAUUCUAUUAUUGUUUGUCUUUGUGUACAUGGAAUGGUUGACACUGCCCAAUCCUUGCAAACUAAGAUGACGAGUAAGGGUUUUCUUAUGGAUUCUGUAAGUUUCAGUGCCCUGCUACAUGGCGUAUGUCAAACAGGAAAAUCAAAAGAAUGGAGGAAUAUUAUAUCCGGUGAUCUGAAUAAGAUCGAAUUCCAAACUGCUUUCAAGUACUCCCUGAAAUUAGACAAAUACCUGUAUGAGGGAAGGCUUUCGGAGGCUUCGUUUAUUUUACAGACCCUGAUUGAAGACUCCAUGCUUUCUGAUCAACAAAACAAAGAUCAAAAAGUAACAAGCUAGCAGUAAAGCACGGAGUAAAGAAAUUCCCAAACUUCAUUUGGAAACUCUACGUAGAUAAAGGUUAAUCAACUCAGCAGUCUCAUAUACCUCGUAUAUGAAUCGAGUACAAAAUGAGGUUUCUAUGCUCGGUGACAGCAUGCGUGAAGAGACGAUCCAUGUUAUCUUUUGCCAAGCAUUUUGUGAAGAUAAUGCCAACUUUUUGCCAAGCAUAAAUGUUUACCGAAUGCUUCCAAGUACAGGAGAAAGCUACUUGAUAUGAAUUGCACAGUUGCAAGACAUAGAUACUGGCAUUACAGUUUUUAGUUUCCUCCGAGUGGUAGCAUGAGGGGCUGCUCUGUAUUAUUUAUGUUCAACAUGACACACCCAUACUAAUAUCUUGGCAGCUGCGCCACAUGGCAAAGGAGAUGUUGCAGCUACAGCAACAUCAAUUAAUUUUACAGUCCAAGCAUGGAAUAGGGAUAUGCUACAAAGUCUAGUAAAAGAGGUGUUGGAUUUAGCUCCGCCUUGGCAGCUAAUUGGAUGGUAUGCAUCGAUUCUCAUUCUAAUAAGGAAAUCUAACUGAGAAGGGACCUGUCAAGUUAUUUGACAGCAAGAACUGAGCUAAGAGCAGAGAAUCAGAGUUGGUCUGCUACUCUUUGAGCUCCAGCCAAUACUUGGAUCCUUUGAAGGCAUGCGUGGGAGAGUCGGUCUGCUUUGGUUAAUUAGUAGAGAUGUUAGCUCUUGAUCAUCCCAAUAAGUUUGGUUGGAUUACAUGAUGAAGUAUUCUACUUUGAUUCCAAACACGAAGCAUCUCUUCUGUAUAUUAAGCAUUACUAAUUAGAAGUUUAAGAUAACUUUGAAAUAGUUUGAGUAACAACUUUUUUGUGGUACAAUUUCAGUAUCAACUGUGCUAUCUAUUUUUAUUUUACCAUGUUGUAUUCAAGCUAGAAUUGUUGCGAAAGAUUUCACCAAAAAAAAAAAAGAAUUGUUGCGAAAGCAGCAUAAAUCACUCUUUGUUAUUGUACUUUGUAAUGUAGCAAACUAGAGAACUAGCAAAAUAGAAAACCCUCUGUUUUUAAAACAUUAGCAUCUUUUUUUUCUUUUUUUUUUUUUUGGUUGAAAACGUUAGCACCUUUACUUGGUCGUUUAGUAAUAUUUUACAAAAUUAUAUGG